Molecule: messenger RNA, 2878 nt
Organism: Pelagomonas calceolata
Lineage: Eukaryota; Pelagophyceae; Pelagomonadales; Pelagomonadaceae
Source: the annotation of a GenBank genome assembly
AGAAAAAGCACAAUCCGCAGCUUGGAAUCGCGCGAACAAGGGCAUUCCAGCAGUAGUUGCAGUGCGCGAGUGACAAUAGCACUCCCAGCACGCAGCGCUAGCGGUCACAGCACUCAGCACGAACGACAGAGCAGUAGCAGCUCCGUAAGCAGUGAGAGCCACCAAGCGAUCAUGAGCGCACGCGCCUCCGACGCAGCGAUAGAUGAGCGCAGCAGCACCCUAGCACUCGUGGGUGCCGCGGGCGGCGGCGCGCCGAAACCGCCAAAGGCUCCCAAGGCGCCGAAAGCCGCGGCCCCGCCGAAACCGCCUGCCGCCGCGAAAAAGGGCAAGGGCAAGAAGAAGGAAAAAGUGGACAUAGCCAUGGAGCCGGCCCUGCCCCUGGCCGACCUGCUCGGCUCGACGAACUUCCCGCAGACUGAGGGAGAGUACUACGUGACGACGGCGAUCAAUUAUGCUAAUGGUGCCCCGCACAUGGGCCACGCCUACGAAGCUUUAGUUACUGAUGUGGUCGCGCGCUACCACCGCUUGAGCGGAAAAAAGCUGUGUGGAAAUCAAACAGUGAGUUUCGAGCAGUUACGGGGACGACGACGUCGCGGCGAUGGCGUGGGGCGUCCAAAACUUGAUUUUCACACAGGCAAGAAGACCUUCAUGCUCACGGGCGCGGACGAGCACGGCCAAAAGAUCGCGAACACCGCUGCUGCACAAAAUAUAACACCGCAAGAGUUGGUAGAUACGUGCGUGGCUCGCUUCAAGGCCUUGGACGAGCGGCUCGACGUCGCUUACGACGACUACUUACGAACGACCAGUGAAAGGCACAAGGCGUGCUGCCGGGAGCUGUGGCGGCGGUGCGCUAGCAAGGGUGAUGUCUUUUUAGAGAGAUAUGAUGGCUGGUACGACGAGCGGGCCGAACAGUUCGUAAAAGCAAGCGACGCGAAGCUCCAGAACUACAAGGACGCCGACGGCAUUCCUCUGAAGCGGACGACGGAGGAGUGCUACUUUUUUAGGUUAGGUAAAUAUGCCCCGGCCGUGCGGAAGCACAUCGAGGCGAACCCGGAGUUCGUCCAGCCCGAGGCGCGAAGAAAAGAUGUGUUGAAGAUGUUGGAUGAUGCCGAGGAGAUCGAGAAGUUAUCUAUAUCUCGCACAACCUUCGACUGGGGCGUGGGCCUGCCCGAGGGCUUCGACGAGGGGCACGUGCGCGUGCAGUGUCUGUCUUUGCGCGGCGAUGGCGUCGACGCGACGCGCGCGACCGGGGCGCCUCCGACGCGACGACGGCGUCAAGGCGCCAUCACCGCGGGGGAUCGACGCGCGCGAGGAAGCCGCCGCGAACGGGGCACCUCCGUUCGCCGUCGCCGCGUCGAUGGCGCCUCGCAUGACGCCGUCGACGCGACGCGACACCGAACGCAGGUCAUGUACGUCUGGAUCGACGCGCUGACGAACUAUGUUACUGGUGCGGGCGGGUUGGGCGAGCAUAAUGGCAAGGACUUCACGAAGGGAGGCGGAAGGUGGCCCGCGGAUUGUCAUAUUAUAGGCAAAGACAUUGUUAGAUUUCAUGCGAUCUACUGGCCGGCGUUUCUCAUGAGUGCGGAGCUACCUCUACCUAAGUCGGUAUUUUGCCAUGGAUUUGUGCUUGACAGUGUCGGUGCGAAGAUGUCCAAGACCUUAGGGAACGUCGUGGAUCCCAAUGCGCUGCUAGAUGACGGCGUACAACCGGAUAGCUUCAGGUACUUUUGUGUGAAAGAUGCGUCGCCGGGUGCGGAUGUGAAGUUCUCCAGACCAGCAUUAGUCCUAGCCCACAACACGGAGCUCGCGGACGCGUUCGGCAACUUGCUUCAUCGCGCGACGGCGUUAGCCUCCUCAAAAUGUAAUGGACAAGUUCCUGCCCCUGUCAAGGUAGAGGUAGGUAAACCUUUUGAUCUGGCAUCGUUACGAAACGACUCAGUCAAAGCCAUGGCUUCGUUAGACGUCGGUGCGUAUGCGAAACGGGUGAUGGCGUGCUGCAGAGACGCGAACAAGUGGGUCGCCGACCUGGAGCCCUGGAAGAUGAAGGACGAUGCUGCGGACAAGAGGCAGGAGGUCUUGCGGUUGCUACUCGAAGCGUGCUACGCUCUCUCGUUGUUCCUGGCGCCGCUCGCGCCUCGCGCGGCGACGUUCGCGUUGCGCCGAGUCGGCGGUCAACCCAUGGCAACGUCAAAACUCAAAGCGGACUUCUCGAACCUGCAGACGGGAGCUCGUGUCACGCCCGGCGCGCCGUUAUUUGCGCAAAUUGAAGUCGACGGCGGCGCGUCGGCGGCUCUCGCAAAGGAGAAAAAGAAGAAGGUCGUGUCGAAGAAGCCCGAGGCCUUCGUCGACUAUACGGAUGCCGACGACACGGCCGCGUCGCGGUUGGCGCUCGUCGUGGGGAAGAUCGUGGAGGUGUGGCCGCAUCCUGAUAGUGACAAACUGUUCUGCGAGAAGAUCGACUGUGGGGAGGCGUUCGGCGGCGUGCGGGAGGUCGCGUCGGGCCUGCAGAAGCACUACAAGGUCGACGACUUGAAAGAUCGGGUGGUACUCGUCGCGGCGAACCUCAAGGCCAAGAAGCUCGCCGGCUUCCCGUCGCACGGCAUGGUGCUCUGCGCGACGGCGCCGGACGGCUCGCUGUCCUGCGUCGACCCUCCAAAAUCCGCCAAGCCGGGCGACGUCGUCGCGCUCGCGGGCCUCAAGAACCCGCCCGCGUCGGAGUCCCAGGUCGACAAGAAGAAGCUCUUCGCCAAGGCGCAGCCGCACUUCGUCGUCCGCGGGAACGUGUGCUACUACAAGGACAAGCCGUUUGAUAUAAACGGGGCGCCGUGCACGGCGGCGGUCGCGGACGGGGCGUCGAUUAACUAGUCGUUUCUAUAUA